UAAACAAAGAAAUAACCAAGAAACUGUUUUCUUCUUCUUGUUCAUCUGUCACAUCUAUUUCUUUUUUUUCUUCUUUUUUACAUAUAAUUAAUUUCGUUGAUAUUCUGAGAAUCCGAAGCCUUCGAAUUCGAAGAGCAAGAGAACAGCACCACAUACAGAAAAAUGUCAAAUUUUAAAGAAAACAAUUCAGCACCGAAGAUACAUGUUGAGGCUCCGCCAAUUACUGAUCCAGCAAACAGCGGGAACCACCGGACUCCGCCACCGGCGGCCUCCUCAAACGACGGAGUGGUUGCCGGAAUCCUGAGACGGUGGAAGAGGGAAGAAUUGGUGAAGAAAGGGGCGUUGCCACUAAGAGUUGCCGCUCUGAUUUUUUCUCUGAUUUCGUUUCUUGUAAUGGCGUUCAACAAGCAUGGUGAUUGGAGAGACUUCGAUAAAUAUGAUGAGUAUAGAUAUUUGCUGGCUAUUGCAAUUUUGUCAAGUCUUUUUAAUGGAGGCAUAUUGUUUCUCAAAGAAAAAGGAAAACAAUUGCUUCAGCCCAGAAUGGCUGCUAUCAUUUACUUUGCAGGAGACCAGAUCAUGGCAUAUCUGUUGUUAUCAUCAGCAUCUUCAGCAAUUCCUAUAACAAACAGAAUGAGAGAAAACUCGGACAAUAUAUUCACUGAUUCUUCAAGUACAGCCAUUUGCAUGUCCAUUUUGGCAUUCAUUUGUUUAGCAGUGUCAGCACUCAUCUCUGGCUUCAAACUAUCAACUCAACCUUAUAUUUGAAAUCUUCAUUGAUUUUUUUUUAUUUUUUUUACCCGAUAAAAAUGUUUCACACUUUCAUUUAAUUGUGUAUACCAAUCACAUAUGUUACAGUGAGAUAUGGAAAGUUACUUAUUUUUUACCCUAUACACCAAAAUAAAUGAAUUUUGCUCUAUUCUUGAGACU
This is a messenger RNA of Arachis stenosperma, 927 nucleotides long. RefSeq names its product CASP-like protein 4B4. The transcript is spliced from 3 exons. The record is from RefSeq and is a predicted model, not a curated record. Bases 163 to 765 code for a protein of 200 amino acids. Lineage: Eukaryota; Viridiplantae; Streptophyta; Magnoliopsida; Fabales; Fabaceae.